CGCCAGGAUCCGUGCCGGCUCCUGCCUCAUUCCCCUCGUUCAUUUCUCCUCCUCAGCCAGCGCCGACCCGCUUUGCCGGGAAGGAGGCACUGCAGUGAAGUCCAGCAGCAUCUUUUCCUCCUCCCCAAAGUCGCCGACCUCUUCUCGGUGUCCCUUCCUGUGUCCUCUUGUGGCGCCCUUGGUCUUUCCCUCUCUUCUCUGUCCUUUGAGAAUUGUCUUGGUAGGACGGGGGCCCAUCGGCGGCUCUCCAACCAUCUCCUUCAAGUUUCCGCAUUGCCCUCAACCCACUUUCCUUGAUGCGCCGGUGCUUCUGAAAGGAAGGAGACAGACAGAGAGAGAGAUUUCCCGGCUCCCGAAACAAGCCGUCGAGGAAGCAGCGCCGCAGCCCCGAAGGAAGAGGUUUGGAAGGGGUCUCGGAGGCGAGGAUGGCCGGAGCUUCGGGGACCUGGCGGGGCUUUGGAGCCGCCGAGGAGGGAGAGCCCGCCCGAGGACGGAAGAGCAGCCUGCAGAGCUCGGCCCGGGGCCAGGAGUGGCGGGUGCUGGGCGCUGGGAAGUCCCUGCCGACCUGCCUGCCUCUGGGCCUGGGCUUGGAGCCCUCGGCGUCGGGAGAAGGAGCCCAGGGGGGCAUCCAGGACCAGUUCCUCCACCUCUCCCUCCGAAAGCAGGUCUCCUACAGAAAAGCUAUUGCCAAGUCUGGACUCCAGCACAUGGUAGCCCAACCAGCCCCAACGCUAGCCCUGAGAAGUGAUUCAGAACGGGAAAUUCGCAAUACUGUGGACUGGAGUGAGGGUGCAAUUUAUGGGGAGCACAUCUGGUUUGAAACCAAUGUCUCUGGGGACUUCUGCUACGUGGGGGAGCAAAACUGUGUAGCAAAAAUGCUGCAAAAACCUUUCUCCAAACGCAAGUGUGCAGCCUGCAAGAUUGUAGUCCAUACGCCUUGUAUAGAACAGCUAGAGAAAAUAAAUUUUCGAUGCAAGCCUUCCUUCAGGGAAUCUGGAUCAAGGAAUGUCCGAGAGCCUACUAUUGUACGGCAUCAUUGGGUGCAUCGGAGACGCCAGGAAGGAAAAUGCCGACAAUGUGGAAAGGGUUUCCAACAGAAAUUUGCCUUCCACAGCAAGGAGAUUGUAGCCAUCAGCUGUUCCUGGUGUAAGCAAGCAUAUCACAGUAAAGUUUCAUGCUUCAUGCUGCAGCACAUCGAGGAGCCCUGCUCACUUGGGGCACAUGCUGCUGUGGUCAUCCCUCCCACCUGGAUUCUGAGGGUCCGGCAUCCCCAGAACCCACUAAAGUCAAGUAAGAAGAAAAAGAGGACAUCAUUCAAGCGAAAGUCCAGCAAAAAGGGGCCUGAGGAAGGGCGAUGGAAGCCCUUUGUUAUCAAGCCUGUCCCAGCCCCCCUCAUGAAACCACUGCUAGUGUUUGUGAACCCCAAGAGUGGUGGAAAUCAGGGUGCAAAAAUGAUCCAGUCAUUUAUGUGGUACCUCAACCCACGACAAGUUUUUGAUCUUAGCCAAGGAGGCCCCAAAGAAGCGUUGGAAAUGUAUCGUAAAGUGCACAACCUACGUAUUCUGGCAUGUGGGGGAGAUGGCACAGUGGGAUGGAUCCUCUCUGUCUUGGACCAGUUACGGCUGAAUCCCCCACCUCCUGUGGCUGUUCUUCCUCUAGGGACAGGAAAUGACCUCGCAAGAACACUUAACUGGGGUGGGGGAUACACAGAUGAGCCCUUGUCAAAGAUCCUUUCACAUGUAGAAGAAGGAGAAAUUGUGCAACUUGACCGCUGGAAUCUACUGGUGGAGCCCAACCUUGAGGCAAACUCUGAAGAGAAGGAUGAAACUGCUGCAGAUAAGCUCCCUCUUGAUGUCUUCAACAAUUAUUUCAGCCUUGGUUUUGAUGCUCGUGUGACGUUGGAAUUCCAUGAAUCCCGAGAGGCAAAUCCAGAGAAAUUCAACAGCCGAUUUCGGAAUAAAAUGUUCUAUGCUGGGACAGCGUUCUCUGAUUUCCUCAUGGGGAGCUCUAAAGACUUAGCAAAACACAUCAAAGUGGUGUGUGAUGGAACAGACCUAACUCCUAAAAUUCAAGAACUGAAGCCUCAGUGUCUCGUCUUUCUAAACAUUCCAAGGUACUGUGCAGGCACCAUGCCUUGGGGAAAUCCUGGAGACCACCAUGAUUUUGAGCCUCAGCGCCAUGAUGAUGGUUGCCUUGAGGUUAUUGGUUUCACUAUGACAUCCCUGGCGGCGCUGCAGGUGGGAGGCCAUGGAGAGCGCUUGCACCAGUGCCGGGAGGUGCUACUCACCACAUCCAAGGCCAUUCCCAUGCAAGUGGAUGGAGAGCCUUGUAAGCUGGGAGCUUCCCGUAUUCACAUUUCCCUGCGCAACCAGGCUAACAUGGUGCAGAAGACCAAGAGGCGCAACUCCAUGCCUCUGCUCAAUGAUCAGCAGCCAGUUCCAGAACGGCUGAGAAUCCGCGUAAGCCGAAUUGGCAUGCACGACUAUGAGGCACUUCAUUAUGACAAGGAGAAGCUCAAGGAAGCCUCUGUGCCCCUGGGAAUCAUUGUUGUGCCAGGAGACAGUGACCUGGAGCUGUGCCGGACACACAUUGAGAGGCUUCAGGAGGAUUUCCCUCCAUGCCCUCCCACUAUUCAGAGCCUAUUUCCUCAGGAAGGGGAUGGAGCCAAGCCAAAGACACUGUCAUGCCAGAAGCUAUCCCCUAAGUGGUGUUUCUUGGACUCAACAACAGCAGACCGUUUUUAUAGAAUAGACCGUGCCCAGGAACAUCUUAAUUAUGUAACUGAGAUCUCCCAAGAUGAACUCUUCGUGUUGGACCCAGAACUUGUGCGCACCCAGACAGUAGGCACAUCACCUGCCAUGCCUGACCUUGUUGAUGUGCCCUCAACCCCCACCAGGCAACACCCUUCUCUCUCAGUUUCACCAUCCACAACAUCAGAUUCCAGGUCCGAAAUGGAGAACAGCUACUCACUCAAAGAUGAUAUUUUGAUAGAAGCUGCCAAGAAUAACGAUUUCCAAAAGUUCAAAGAACUGCACCAGGCUGGAAAGGACUUGAUGAUGCGUGAUCACUCAGGCCAAACUGUCCUGCAUCAUGCAGUCAAAUCAGGGAACAAGGAGAUUGUCAAAUACAUAAUUGAAAAUGCUCCUGCAGAGAUUCUGGACAUGGCUGAAGAAGAGAAGGGUGAGACCAGUUUACACCUGGCUGCAACUCUUCGCCAGCGCACAAUUUGCCAUUACAUUGUGGAAGCUGGGGCAUCACUGAUGAAAACUGACCUGCAGGGAGACACACCCAAGCACAGAGCCGAGAAGGCAAAUGACCCUGACUUGGCUGCCUACCUCGAAAAUCGACAGCACUACCAGAUGAUCCAAAGAGAGGAUCAGGAGACAGCUGUGUAACGCUGAGCAGUGUGCCUUAUCCCUGCCCAGGAGAGCAGAGUGGCACAAGAGCUUGGCCAGCUUUUCCUUGAAUAACUAACAAGGAGAGGAAGAAAAGCUUGGUUUGGGCUAAGCCACCACAUGGUUAUUUAUUAGUGUAAUGGAUGUUGAACAGCGCUGACUCCCGUUUGUUCCCACCACCACCACCACAUUCCAGGGAUGGACUCCACUACCUAAUGUUCCCUUCCUACCAGCCUCCAGGUCUAGUUGAGGGUCAUGGAUUCUCCCUUCAGAGCACAUGGAGGGAAGUGCUUGUUCUCCUUCAACCCUCACAGUGUCCCAGUUGUGAGGCCCUAUCAGCUAGCAUAUGAUGUCUCCAAAGCACAGAAUCUGCUGUUGCUGCGAGCCUUCUGCUGCUCAGUCCCACUUAACCUGGCUUCUAGCAGUAGAUGCUGCCCUUCCCAACAGUUUCACCAGUAGCAGUGUCUGUUUUCCUGAUAAGCCCUGUUACUGGAGGAAUACUAGCACAAUUCUGGGGACAUAGCAGAACAAAGGGAUAGCAUGCAGGUGAUAUAUUCCAACCCUGCCUCUGUUACCGAUACAUCAUGAUAUUGAGGGACUCACACAAACCUUGAGUUACAGUCACAUGGGAAAACGUUGCAGGAACCCAAAUCAGGUCAUAGGCCAUUCUAGCAUGCUUUCCAAGGCAACAUACCUUCUGCUUUUCCCUUUGGUUCAUCCCUUUUGUCCUGUUGACUCCUUGUUGUAUGUCCUGUACUAUGAGGGGUGCUUAUGUAACAGGAUGGUAGUGCCUGCUGUGUCCAGGGAACAUCGCGCCCUCUUUUGGGCAAGCUGUUCCAAGCUGACUUUUGAGCCUGCUGGACUAGACAUUUCGAGCAAAGUGCCUCUUCAUCUUUCCUACUUUCCAACUUUCCCCCUCCUUCCAUUCUCACAUAACUGCUUUUCCUCUUCCUUUCACACACACUGAGUUGGCAAAUAGCCUGUUAUGAAUGUGUACAAGAUAUGUUGGCUCAAAUGGUGUGGUUUCAAAACUCAACCUUAAUAGGCUACUAGUUAGGAAUGAAGGACUCUUUCUGGGCCAUUCGCCUUUAUAUUAUAGGGUGGUAAGUAAGAUUGACUGUUUCAUACACUAAGGUCAAGGGAGCAGAGUAAACAACCAGUGUUAAUGCCAUGCGCUGCAUCCAUUUAUCCAGGGACCAGGAAGUUACUGGUACUAGUAGUAACAGCUAGAAAUGUUUCUGCAUAGCCACGUAAUUCCUUACUUCAACAGGAAUGGUAUUUGCAGUUUAUUCCUAAAUCCUCCCUGUGCUUACAUAUAUUUUCCAGCUGAAUUGUUAGAAAACUUACCCUUUAUUCCAGGCAUGGGCAAACUUCAGCCCUCCAGGUGUUUUGGGCUUCAACUCCCACAAUUCCUAACAGCCUCGGACCCUUUCCUUUUCCCCCUCAGCCACUUAAGGGACCUGAGGCUGUUAGGAAUUGUGGGAGUUUAAGUCCAAAACACCUGGAGAGCUGAAGUUUGCCCAUGCCUGCUCUGUACUAUGCUGUGUGACCUCAGUAAUCCUUCACUUUAUCCUAAUAUCUUUGCUAGCCAAAGUCUUUGUCCCCUUUCCUUUCUUUCUUUUUUUGCUAUGCUAAAAACAAAAAGCUCAUGGUUAAAGGAACCUGUUCCUUGAUAAGGCCAGGCACAUAUACUGAGAGUCAUGUUCUCAAUCGGGAAGCCUGUGUUUGCUUUGAGGUAUUCUGAAUUCAUUGCAUUUAACCAGUUUGCAUAUCAAGCUGCUGUAUAACUAGUUUCAUUUACCCUCAAAAGAUUUUGAGCAGGUAACCAACUGGUCUGGUGUUGAAUCCAAAUGGUGGAGAGAGUUAGCCACUAUAGAAGAGGGGGGGCUCUGAUAUGUAGUUUUACAGGCUUAAAAUCCUGUCAGAAUAUUAAGGGGGUAAAACUCUGCUUAGUAAGAACAGACUGACAGUGAACAGAUCAUUUAUGAUGAGUUUCAGUAUUGAAUUUGCAGCAAGAACAUUUAAAUUUCGGUGCAUCUGCAAACAGUGAUCUUAAACAGUUGGGAAAUGACUGGCUUUCUAUGGAGUGAGAUCAGCACUAGAGUGCAAAGAAGAAGAAAGAAAUGGGUUCUGUCAACGGAAUGUUUGCCUUUAAAGUCAUGGUCAAAGUGAUGGGGAAAGUUAGUCUUCACACAAGACUAAUCAAAGUUUGUUUACAGUAAUUUGAAUCAGCAGGGAUGAAGUGCAAAGACUGGUCUUGGUUUUCCACAUUUUAGAACACUCCGCGUGAUUAGGGUCAGGAGUGCAAUGCAUUUUAUCCAGAUACCAUUCUCCAUUAGGGAAUUAUUUGAGCCUGUCUAAAAGUUUGUCUUCCUUUCAGACUGACUUUACUUUUUGUACCCGUGCUCUCAUGAUUUGUGGAGCUUUUGAAAAGUCACGAUAGCAGCUCCAAGGUUUCAAUGCAUAUCUGUAUUACCAUUUGGGACUUUAUUCCUCCUAUCUACCUGUGCCCCGUUCCAUAUGUAGAGAUAGCAUCAUGUAACAAAGGUCAUACAAACAAGCGCAACUGCAAUCACAAGUCCUGGAAAGAGGUGGGCAAUACCACACCAGAAGUUCAUUCAGAUACUGUAACCUGUGUGACAUUUUUCAUGUUUUCCUCUCCAGAGAUGUAGAAAAAGCAUACAAAACUCUUCAGGCAAUUAAAGUCCACAUGCACCUUGUAGACUGAGUCAGUGGGUCCUUGUUUCUAGACAGCUCCAGUGACUAGUAAAGGCAACCUCCUUUACUGGUGGGCACUGCAGAUCAUGUGGAAGAGCAUGUCUUAAAAUCUUAGAACAGGGAUAGGAAACUUGUAGCCCUUCUGAUGUUGUUGGAUUGUUAACUCUAACAAUUCCUUACCAUAUUGGUUGGGACUGGUGGGAACUGCAAACUUAACAUUUGGAGCAGGCCUGCACAUGGGUUUGUGUCCAGGUGUUUGUGACUCCCAACUCCCAGAAGCCCUAGCCAGCUUAUUCGAUGGUCAAAACUUCCUGGAGCUGAAGUCCAGAGUACUUGGAGGGCCACAGAUUGUGCGGACCUGAUCUGAAGGACCAUAGGUUGCCCAAGCCUGUUUUAGGUAGUCACAUGGUACCUCACAGUGGUUCAUAUUUUGGUCUUUUUAAUUUGUGCAGAAUUGUACUUCUAUAGCUGGAUGUAUAGGCCAGCCUCCUGGAAGCUUUUAUACCCCAUGGGCCUGCUGUCUCUUCAUCCCUCCUUUUAUAUGUUGUCUUAAACUUUGUACAGGUAGUUCAAAAGCACACUGUUUUCCCCAGUUUCUAUGUAUGUGUGUCCGUGCACGCGUGCGUGUCCUAAGCUGAGUUGCUGUGCAAUUCAAACCUUGGCUUGUUUUACUCUGAGGGGGAGGAGUAUGUUUGAGGGUGAAUUCCCCCUUUCCCGUGCAAUACCUACUUCCUCUCCCCCUAGAAUUUAAACCAUUAGGACACCUUUUUGAUUGAUUGUAUUUUUUUGUAACUGUGUUGGGAGCUUGUGCUCCCAUUGCUUUCCUCUUGGACAGUAUAAAUGUUUUGUUGAAUUUUGCCAUUAAAAUAUAUGACAGACAUUUUA
This is a messenger RNA of Anolis sagrei ordinatus, 6998 nucleotides long. RefSeq names its product diacylglycerol kinase zeta (gene DGKZ). Gene Ontology annotation, cellular component: nucleus. Gene Ontology annotation, biological process: diacylglycerol metabolic process; regulation of synaptic transmission, glutamatergic; lipid phosphorylation. The record is from RefSeq and is a predicted model, not a curated record. Lineage: Eukaryota; Metazoa; Chordata; Lepidosauria; Squamata; Anolidae. Gene Ontology annotation, molecular function: protein binding; ATP-dependent diacylglycerol kinase activity.